AUCGUUCGGAAGUUCCCCUUCCCUUUGUCUUCUCUGCGUCUUUCACUCCUUUGUGCAUCGUGUAUAUAUACACUCUAUAUUCCCUUCUUCUUUCACGUUAUUCUUGUCUUGUAUUCAUCUUUAUAAUAUUAUUCAUUCCCUUCGUUUCCCCAUGAACAAUGCCCACUGCUUCCAAUCAGCUGCCUAACCAGAUACGCUCCCUCCGUCGGUCCGCAACUCUCCCUCCUACGCUAGACCCUCUCAGACAACGCAACCAUGACUCUCUAGGUUCCUCAGACGACAUCUUGUUUUACCAUCCAUCCGCGAAAAUAGUGCAUUUCUCCCCCAGGGCCGUCGUGCCGAUUCCUUCGAGCUCUGCCCCGACUGACUUCGACUAUCCCGUUGAUACCAUUGAGACGCUUCCGUGGAGGUCUGCCACCGAACGAACCGUGGCCCUUGCACCGCUCAGACUCGAAAGAGGAUUGACCGUGUUCCUCAAGUGCGGAAGUGUCGUCCAGGCCAUCCUGAAGAACUCCCAGUGUUGGUGUGUUGAUGGCGAGUCGACAUUUGUCCUGCGUAUUGGGCCCCUUAAAUACUACCGCAUUGAGCUUCCGCUCCGAACAGAAGAGGAUAGACAUUAUGUUGACCGGUUGAAGAGUGCGCUGCCGGGCGUACUUCGUUAUGAAGUUACCCCUUGUCCCUUCAAGCGAGGAUUUACGGUCGAGUUGCCUCAGGAAGCUGUAGUCCCGAAGAAGAAGAGGGCAUGGCGUCCGAGGGAACGCAGAGAAAGCGCUCCAGUCUAUCCAACUUUCGCACCGGAAUUGAAACAUGACAGAAAUGAAUAUGCCAAGAAUCGGCCGAGCACUGCGGGUGGUACAAGAAAGGGUUCUGCGGAUAUUGGCUCGUUCUCGGCCGGCAGACCAAUCCUAGAGACCAUUCCAGAUGAUAUUGAAUCAUCAGCGCCUUUGGGCGAUGUUCCCAAGGACGCUGUGGUUUUUCUACAGCCACAAACUGCUCCACAGGAAGACUUCAAUACUUUGCGGGCGAAGUUUGAAGCCGACAAGCAGCCUGGAGUCAAUCGUGAUCUAUCACUGUCGUCGAGUAGCGACUCUUUUCAAUCGAUACAACACCCUUCAUCUCCCCCUGCAUUGAGUCCAUACUCUACAUCUGAAGAUUCGGACUCAUCCGAGGAUGCCGAGCGGAUAACAAAGGCACCUCACUGCAAUAGUGAAAACCCAGUGGAGCCGACUCCUUCCCCAGGGCCAAUUCUGUUGGCUAAAGAGGAGCCUAUGGAAUAUGCUGAGCAUGACGGCGAGCCGGCUAUAUGCCAAGAUUCCUUAGAACAUACUACUGCUGAGCAGAAUUCUAGAUCAUCCCUUUCACUCGGUUGUAUUGAUGAGUCGCCGGAGUUCCAGCGUCCCCCGAGUGAGGAUCCGCCGGAAAUAACGGUUUUUCAAGACAAUUCCCCAUUGGCACGCCCAGAAAACCAGAGUGUUCGCUCCGAACAGGAUCACCCGGAAACCUGUGAAGACGUGCAUCGGAGUCUUCCAACUUCUGCUGCCGCGGAGCAAGAGCCGGUGCUACUCACGGUUUCCGACACACAGGUAUCCCGCUUUCCGCGGAGAUUCUCUGCAGCACUUUCAUCUUCCGAUAUGAAUGACAUGACUGCUAGCAUUCGGUAUCGUGCUAAGGAAUCUAGGAUGCGAGAGAUGUCUCCUAUGCCUCCGCCUUCCACUUUGCAUCAACCCCGUCCACACUGGUCAGCCAAGCGGGCGACCGCAUCUUUCUUCCACAAGACUUGUACACUAGUUCUGGUUCCCCCGGUUCAGCUUCUCCUGGUUCUCAUCCAUGUUGCAGCCCAAAUCGUAAUAAAGCCGGGUCAGAACUCCAAUGAUCUAGAAAAUGAGGAUGACUACGGCGUGCCUAUUACCCCUGGACGGGCAGCCUCCGAUAAGGCCAAGCGACAUGCGGACUAACUUUUACUGGAGACCUGGCACAAGUCACACGUGCAGUCAUUGAACUGACCAUCUUUUUUCCUCGGCCAAUUCUAUCCGCGUACGAUCUCUUUUUCGGGCUCUGUUAUUACCUCGAUCUCCCUCCUUUCUCUCAUUUCGUCGAUUCCCCCCUCAUGGACUGUCUUUCAUUAUUUAUAAUUUCUUAUUUGGCUGGACAUUCUUCGUUUCUCGAGGAUAUUUCACUUUACACAAGGACAUCUUGGCGUCUCGUCUAUGAUUCUUGAAUUCCCACCUCGACGGACUUGUAAUAUGAUUUUAUUUGGAUGGACAUAUAUACGGUAUACAUUGCAUAGGUUUUCUCUGUACUUAGCGAUCUGGAGAAAUUUAAUAUGACGAG
This is a messenger RNA of Monascus purpureus, 2331 nucleotides long. The record is from the annotation of a GenBank genome assembly. Lineage: Eukaryota; Fungi; Ascomycota; Eurotiomycetes; Eurotiales; Aspergillaceae.